Messenger RNA from Daucus carota subsp. sativus, 366 nucleotides. Its product is annotated as CLAVATA3/ESR (CLE)-related protein 44-like. Gene Ontology annotation, cellular component: apoplast. The record is from RefSeq and is a predicted model, not a curated record. The transcript has a single exon. Gene Ontology annotation, molecular function: receptor serine/threonine kinase binding. Bases 1 to 366 code for a protein of 121 amino acids. Lineage: Eukaryota; Viridiplantae; Streptophyta; Magnoliopsida; Apiales; Apiaceae. Gene Ontology annotation, biological process: xylem development.
AUGGCGACAUUGAGGAUAUGUGCUCCAACAAUUUUCCAGGACUCCACAAAAUCGAAAUAUCUCGUGAAAUUUCUUGUUCUUUCGAUCAUUUUUCUGAAUCACUUUUGCUUAAUAUCAUCUGAUGAUAAUCCGCCUGUUUCGGAAGUUUCAGCAGCUGUGGCGGUCUCGUCGAACAUUCGUGCAGAUAUUAAGAGGCAACUUCACUCAUCCGCAUCACCAGCUUCGGUGAAUAGCUUAAAUAGGGAAAAAAUUAUCAGCGAUCGAUCUACUGUAGCAGCUUCAUCUGCAAAGCAUGGCAGAAAAGUUGAAUUUGAAGGAGAGGCUCAUGAAGUUCCGAGUGGUCCGAACCCUAUUUCCAACAGGUAA